This is a messenger RNA of Didymodactylos carnosus, 2700 nucleotides long. Lineage: Eukaryota; Metazoa; Rotifera; Eurotatoria; Philodinida; Philodinidae. The record is from the annotation of a GenBank genome assembly.
AUGUCACAGCUUUCACAACGAGCAAAAGAACGUCUAGCAGCCGCAUUCUUUAAUGCACGUGAAAAUAUAGAUUUUGAAAACGUUUAUGAAGCAAUAUUAAUAUGUCCUGAAUGGUUGACAUUGAUUCCUCAAGACCGUCGUUGGGCAAUACUACAUCAAAUUGUAUAUCAUGGUGAAGUCGAUAAAUUAGAUCGUUUAUUGUCACUACAAGGAAAUAAUCCGAAAUUUCGUAUUUUAUCACCAGCUAGCGAUGGUCAAACGGUUUUGGAUAUAGCUAAAGAUGAAACAAAACCAAUGUUUGAAAGAAUUAAUCGUUUAAAAAAAAUGGAUGAUAUGUUAAAUUAUGCAAAGGAAAGAAAUUGGACGAAAUGUAAAGAAUUAAUUCAAGAACGACCAGAAAUUAUAAAUGAAAAACCACCGUAUAGAUAUUUUUAUUUGAUACAUCAUUUGGCUUAUAGUGGCGAUACAAAAAUAUUCGAUGACUUACGUAAAAAAUAUCAUUUUGAUCUAAAUUUAGUUGUUGGUAAUAAUAAAACUGCUUAUGAUAUUGCUUGUGAAAAUGAACAGGAAGAGUUUGCUAAUUAUUUAAAUCAAUUGAAAACAACAUCACCAAGAAAUGAAGUGGAUGAUCAUCCGAAAUCAAACCAUGUAGAAAUUGUACGUAAUCUAGAUGGUGAUGUAUUAUUAAAUAAAAAUGAUACUGGUACAUUAAUAACAUCAUUAUCACAAUUGAAUAUUGAUAACAAUUUAACUAAUGAAGAUGAUAAUAAUUUAUAUGAUUAUAUACGAAGAAUAUCAGAUCAAGAUAUGUUGCAGGCCAUUACAGAUCCAAUAUCAAAAAAAAUAUUACAAGAUCCAGUUCUUGCUUCCGACGGCUAUACAUAUGAACGUAAGAAUAUUUUGAAAUGGUUUGAAAAAUCGAAAAAUUCACCUGUUAAUGGAACUGAAUUAAAAGAUUUUGAAUUAAAACCAAAUAAGAUAAUCGAACAAAUGAUAAAAGCCAUAGUAUCACGAUCAAUGAAAAUUCAAAGUUCAUCAGCAGUGCCAUUUUCAACAUAUUAUAAAAUACAGCAAGGUGACACAUUAGCCAACAUUGCAAAUGCAAAACAUUUUACAUUAGAUGAAAUGAAAGCAGCUAAUCCUGAAUUAGAAAACUAUGACAGUUUACAAAUAGGACAAAUUAUUAAACUUCCACUUGUACAAAGAUUAAUCGAUAAAACUGUUACAACUCUUCCAGUUUCAUACGAUACAAAACCAGUUUAUCAACAUUCAGCAUUAACUACAACAACAACAACAACAGCAACAACAACGGCAGGGGAUCAAAAGUUAAUACCAGAAACAAUUAAGGAAAAUGAUUUGGAAAAAGUGAAAACGAAAUUUCAUGAAAUAUUCUUGAUUUCAGAUAAAAAUGGUGAUGGUCAAAUUAGUUUAGAUGAGUUUAAAUUAUUUCUUAAUAAUUUGGGUUUGAAAACACUAAAGGAUGCUGAUAUAGAACACUUGUUUUUAGAAAUAAAUCGCAAUNCAACAGCAACAACAACGGCAGGGGAUCAAAAGUUAAUACCAGAAACAAUUAAGGAAAAUGAUUUGGAAAAAGUGAAAACGAAAUUUCAUGAAAUAUUCUUGAUUUCAGAUAAAAAUGGUGAUGGUCAAAUUAGUUUAGAUGAGUUUAAAUUAUUUCUUAAUAAUUUGGGUUUGAAAACACUAAAGGAUGCUGAUAUAGAACACUUGUUUUUAGAAAUAAAUCGCAAUAAUAAAUUGGGUAUAUCGUCAUUAGUAUUUCAAAAUUUCUACGAUUAUUUUUUAAACAUGAUUCAACAAAAUACUUUACAUGUAAAUGAGAGACAAUCAUCCAGAUAUAGUCAAGUAGAAUUGGAUUUAUUUCGUGCAUUCUUAAAGGCGGAUAGCGAUGGUAUUUGUGCUGCUGGUGGAAUAACAACAUUUAUUAAUGAAAGAUGGAAAGAUUUUAAUCAUUUUAAACGUGAAGGUCGAGAAGGAAAAUUAGUGAUGAUUGGAGGUGAUGAAGCCACAGAUGUUUUACCCGGUGUAUAUAGUUUACUUGAUUUAAUAUGUUCAACAGAUGAACAAAAUGAAAUACGUCCAAAAUAUGUGAAAAUUUGUGAUGUACGAUGGAUAUCGAGUACAAAUAGUGAUCAAAAAGUAUCCGGUGAAUUAAUUUUUCCAACUGUAUUUGAUGGAAAAUUGCCUAUUGAUAUUGCUACAAAUUCAACGUUAUCAUAUUAUGGAUGUUGUUUAGCAAAUGAAAGCGGUUUAAAAGUAUCAUUGUUAAAUCGUCAUGCUAUUCAGGAUUUUACAUAUGAAUCAAAUUAUUUUAUGGAUUUUGUAAGUGGCCGAGCUGGAUUAGAAAGACAUGGAUUUGCACAUUUAGACACUCCUACACAGGAAGAAUCCGGCUUUUUCAUACUAGGUAAAAUGGUUAAUGAUAAUGAAUUGCACUUAACUGCAUUUAAAAUACCAACCAAACAUUCUUUAUAUGUGCCCCCAAUGACAAUACAUUCUAAUGAUUACAUGAGAGUCGAAUUAUCUGGUAUACGUGCUGAUCAUGCCUGGCAAGUUGAUGCAGCCAAUUUAUUAGAAUGGAAAAAUGUAAUGAAACAAGAGUCAAAAAUUAAUCAGCUUGAGCACAUUAAACAACUUGCUAAUAAUGAAUGGUCAAAACCGAAGGAAACAACAUCAUCUUAG